Molecule: messenger RNA, 1782 nt
Organism: Salvia miltiorrhiza (redroot sage)
Lineage: Eukaryota; Viridiplantae; Streptophyta; Magnoliopsida; Lamiales; Lamiaceae
Exons: 1
Coding region: 813-1658 (281 amino acids)
Source: RefSeq, a predicted model, not a curated record
UUAUUCUAUAUGGGUGUGGGGAUAGUGAAGCUCUCUCAACUCUCUCUCUCUCUCUCUCCUCCCAUUGGAAGGCUUUUGUUUUGUAUCUCUAUACAUUAAUCCAUGCUUUUGGCUUUUGCCACCCCAUGUGAGGUAUCCAGUCAAGAAGAUUGUGACCCCUCCAACCAUUAUACUACACACACACACACACACACACACACACACACACACACAUCCUAAUCCAUCUCUCUCUCUCUUCUCUCUCUUUUCUCUCUCAAACCCUUAGUCCCUAGCUAGCUCUUUUGGUUGAAGAACUUGUUUCUCCUACGACGAUGAUGACUUGACACUUUUUUCUUGCAUCAAAGGCUCCCAUUUUCCUUGCUUUUUAGGCACUUGCUUUUCUAAGUUCAUCAUAUGUAGAAUUGUUUAAAAGGUAUUUUUUCCUAUUCCCUUUUGCGCUGUAGCGUGUCGCUCAGGCAAAUACAUCUCUACAAAUGCUACCUUUAUAUGUCAUGCAACUGUGGAUGAAGAUGCAAGCUCUGGGGGUACAAAUGUAAUUUCACUCUUUACUUUCUCUCUUCUUUUUUUCAGACCAAACUAUAAUAAAUCAAUUUAAAGAAAAAGGGGGCUACACCUGCACACAAACACAGCCGUCUUCUUAUUAUGGUUAUUUCCCAACUCCAUAGCCAUAGGUAUAUUUUCUAGAUUUUUAGGACGAAAGUUUGGAAAUUUUUCCAUUUGGGCUUCUCAAUUUGUGGCGUUUUUGGUCAAAUUGAAGCAGAAAAUCCCAAUGACAGAAACCGGAAACUGAGAAUUUUCCGACCAAAUUAAAAAUGGGAUCUUUUAGCGGUUUAGGGAUUGGUUUGAGCUUCGUGUUUGGGUGCAUUUUAAUGGGGCUUGUAGCAGAGCUAUACUAUCUCCUAUGGUGGAAGAAGAAGCUUGCAAAAAGCAACAGCACAAGCAGCAGCGGUAGCAGCAGCAGAGAAAUUCAAGAAUUCAAUCUCCUCUUCUGUUGGAGAAAGCCCAAAUCAUGCAACAGCAACAGCAGCAGCAGCAGCCAAGAACUGACAAACCCAGCAAGAAACCACCAAGAAAUAGAAGAUUUGGAAAGCGGGAAGGAGGUAGGGCUGAAAUGCGAGGAAGGGAUCGAAGCAGAAUUGAUGAGGGUGCACAACCUCUGUGGCCCACCGCGAUUCCUCUUCACAAUCAAAGAGGAGAGCAAGGAAGAUUUGGAAUUGUGGGAAGAUGGGAGAUCGAGAAAGGGGUCCAGAACAAGAAGCUUGAGCGACGUCGUCGGCGGCGCCACCCCUUUCCUCACACCAUUGUCGUCUCCAUCUCCAUCUCCGGCCUCUUUGGAUUGCUAUAGCCACCACGGGAUCAACCCGCUCUUCGACUCGCUCCCGGAGGCGGAGCUCGGCCGCCUGCGCUCCUCGCCGCCGCCCAAGUUCAAGUUCUUGAGGGAUGCCGAGGAUAAGCUGCUGCGGAGGCUGCUGCACGAGGAGGCCCAGACCAGAAUUAUUCGGCAGAAUCUUCAGCAAGAUUCGAUUUUGGAAGAUGGGAAUUGUGGGUCUUUCGUCAAGUUUCUUAAAGUGAGAGAGCAGAUUCAUAAUCAAGCAACGCAGGUAUUGCCAUUGCCUUCUUCUCCACCAACAUUGCAACGCAGCGCAGUGGUUGAAUGAUAGUGUAAAGAAAUGAAAUCUUUUGAGUUUAUUUUUUCCCCCCCACUAAAAUUCAUUUGUAGUUUGCUACUUGUGUUUGAUGAUACUACACAGUUUUUUUUUUAAUGGAUUUUUUUUUCUUUAA